Hyalella azteca is the source of this 427-nucleotide messenger RNA. RefSeq names its product dipeptidyl peptidase 4-like. Gene Ontology annotation, molecular function: serine-type peptidase activity; dipeptidyl-peptidase activity. The annotation marks the transcript as partial. Gene Ontology annotation, biological process: proteolysis. Lineage: Eukaryota; Metazoa; Arthropoda; Malacostraca; Amphipoda; Hyalellidae. The transcript has 3 exons. The record is from RefSeq and is a predicted model, not a curated record.
GCAAUGGUCCCGGCAUACCGCAAGUGACGCUACACCGCUCAGCUGACCACACGCGCCUCAUGCUGCUCGAGGACAACCAAUUCGUGCGAGAGAGCCUACACGACCGGGUGUUGCCGCUCGAGAAGCGCCUCGAGAUCGAAGUCGCGGGCGGCUACAAAGCCCAGGUCUCCAUGAAGCUUCCGCCCGACUACAACCCAAAUAAAAUCAAGGCUUAUCCUAUGCUCGUAUAUGUGUACGGAGGGCCGGGCUCGCAGCUUGUCAACGACAGGUUCCGUAUCGGGUGGGGCGACUACCUAGCGUCUAAGCGCGGCAUCAUCUACACGAGCAUCGACGGCCGCGGCUCAGGCUACGCAGGCGACGGCAUCUUGCAUGCGCUCAACCGCGCGCUCGGCACCGGCGAGGUCGACGAUCAGAUCUCCGUUACUGC